Anthonomus grandis grandis is the source of this 3987-nucleotide messenger RNA. RefSeq lists its product as uncharacterized. The coding region runs from base 1 to 3987 and encodes 1328 amino acids. Gene Ontology annotation, molecular function: nucleic acid binding. Gene Ontology annotation, biological process: DNA integration. The record is from RefSeq and is a predicted model, not a curated record. The transcript has a single exon. NCBI's taxonomy places the organism in Eukaryota, Metazoa, Arthropoda, Insecta, Coleoptera, Curculionidae.
AUGAAAUUAGCACAGGAUGAUAGACAGGGUAAACGAGAUAGCAAGCCACGUUUUUCCUCUAGGUCUCUAGUUACAUCUACUUCUACUAUUUCAUGUUACCAUUGCAAGAAAGAUCAUUCUAUUUAUGUCUGCGAAGAUUUUCUUAAACUUUCUGUCAAAAAACGCAUCGACUUUGUUAAUAGGGCCAAGUUGUGUCAGAACUGCUUACGCCAGCAUCCACCUAAAAGAUGUAGAGGGGGCACUUGUAGGAAAUGUCAGUUGUGGCACAAUACUUUAUUGCAUGAAGAUAAAGGUGAGUCUGUAUCGCAGGGGCAAAAUGCUGAUAAUAGUAGCUAUGAAACACCUCAAGUCGAGCCAGUUUUAACUAGUACUGUGUCCAAAUCAAGUAAGCGUGUUACAUUGUUAUCAACAGCUCGUGUUCAAGUUCUGGAUAAGUUUGGCAUUCCUCACACUGUGCGUGCUUUGCUAGAUUCUGGAUCCAUGUCUUCCUUUAUCACUAAAAACUUGUGUGAUACUUUAGGACUGGACACAUUCGAUGCAAAUUUAAAUAUAUUUGGCAUAUCAAAUUCACUUACCAAGGUGCGCAAUAAAUGUCAAAUUGACUUGAGCUCGUUAUAUACCAAUUUUAAAACUAAGCUUAUGUGUUUUAUUCUUCCUGAAAUAACAAAUGUCACCCCAGGUUUUGAGAUUAAUCUAGAAUCCUUAAAUAUACCACACAAUCUACAUCUUGCCGAUGAAACUUUUAACAGGCCAGGAGCAGUCGAACUUUUGAUUGGCUGUGAUCUUUUCUGGAGUUUGUUGAAAACAGGUAGGUUGUCAGGUGGUAAAUAUAGCCCUACAAUUCAAGAAACUGAACUUGGAUGGAUUGUAGCAGGACCAAUGGGAGAAAUUGAAACAAGAGAGCAGGAAAAAGAUGUUUGUUGCAACUUAAGCACUAACCAAGAAUUGCAUGAUUUAGUUUCAAAGUUCUGGGAAGUCGAGGAGGUAAAUCAAGUCAAGCCAUUAUCCAACGAGGAAACCGAGUGUGAGAAAAUUUUUAUAGAGACUACAACUAGGAACCAUGAAGGUAGGUUUAUAGUCAAUCUUGCCAUGUUUUAUAAUCUCGAGAAAAGAUUGCUGAAAAACGAGUCGUUAAGAGUACAAUAUAUCAAGUUUAUGCAAGAGUAUCUAUCUUUAAAUCACAUGACCAUUGCUGAUUCUAGUUAUGUGCCUGGUGGGGUACAAUAUUUCAUGCCUCAUCAUGGAGUUCUACGACAAGAUAGUUUGACAACAAAACUUCGCGUUGUGUUCAAUGCCAGUUCACCCUCUAGCAACGGAAUAUCUCUUAAUAAUAUUCAAUUUAUAGGUCCAGUUUUACAAGACGACCUUUUGUCAAUGUUAUUGAGAUUCCGCGAAAAGCGUUACGUCAUUUCUGCUGACUGCAAAAUGAUGUACAGACAAGUGCUGAUAAAUCCCGAGCAAAGAAAGCUUCAGCAAAUACUAUGGCGAGAAAACCCUACGGAACAACUUAAGACAUACAUGCUAAAUACAGUAACCUAUGGACAAGCAAGUGCAAGUUAUUUAGCUAUUCGUUGCUUAUUCCAGUUAGCCAACGAAUGUGCUGACUCCCUUCCUAAGGUUGCUAAUGUCAUUAGGCGAUCAUUUUACGUUGAUGAUCUUCUUUUCAGCUCAGAGUCCAUUGAGCAUGCGCGCUAUAUUUGUCGAGAAAUAACACGUAUUUUAAGAAGUGGCUGUUUCGAGCUGCGCAAGUGGUAUUCCAAUGAUCCAAGGGUGCUCGAUGGAAUUGAAACUGAGGACAAGUCAUGCGGCAUUUUGACAUUUGGCCCACAUGAGACUACGAAAACUCUAGGUUUAACUUGGUCCUGCUAUAAUGACCAGUUGGCAUUUUGUAUUGAUAUAAACAAUUAUAAAACUGAUACGAAAAGAUCAGUAUUGUCCCUUACAGCUCGCAUUUUCGAUCCGUUAGGAAUGCUAAGUCCCUGUACCAUUCUUGCUAAGAUCUUCAUGCAAAAAUUGUGGUCUAAGAAGCUGCCUUGGGAUGAAACUCUUCCAGUAGAUCUAUCCGGCCAGUGGGCGAAAUUCAAGAACGAGUUACCUUUUUUAAAUCAAUUAACCAUUGAACGACAUGUAGUGUGCCAGGAGCCUCAGUUAAUCGAGUUACAUGGCUUUGCUGACGCCUCUGAGCGAGCCUAUGGAGCAUGUCUAUAUGUACGUAGCAUAGAUAAAAAUAACCAAGUUUUUGUAAAUCUUUUAUGCUCAAAAUCCAAGGUUGCACCUAUCAAGACUCUUACCAUUCCUAGAUUGGAAUUAUGUGCGGCAUUAUUGCUUGCUCGUCUAGUAAAAAAGGUCACGACGUCUUUAACCAUAAAAAUCGAUAAAUUUGUUUAUUGGUCCGAUUCUUCAAUAGUUUUAGCCUGGAUCAAAACUAGUGCAAAUCUUUUAAAGACAUUUGUAGGCACUCGUAUAGCGAUAAUUCAAAAUCUCACCAAUGAUCAAGACUGGAGACAUGUGCCCACUCAAGAAAAUCCUGCCGAUCACUUAUCCAGAGGAUUAUAUGACAAUCAAAUUCUAGAAAUGGAUAUGUGGUGGUAUGGACCCAAGUUUCUAAAGGCACCUCCUGCUGAAUGGCCUACAUCUUUAUCGAAAUUGGAUACCGUUCCGGAGUUGAAACCAUUUUCAACCACAGUUCUGCCAACAAUUAAAAUUGAAGAAUUUCCUUUCGAGCGAUUUUCACAAUUUUCUCGUUUGAUUCACGUUACAGCUUACAUUUUGCGAUUUAAAAAUAAUUGUUUAAAACCAAUUUCUGAUAGAAUUCAGGGUCCGCUUCUUAUUCAAGAAAUAAACCUAGCAAAGAAAUAUUUAAUUAAAGUAGCGCAAAGACAGUCAUUUCCAUACGAAUUUUCAUGUCUUAUUGAAAAGCGUUCUAUCGAUAGCAAGAGUAAAAUUCUCAAUUUAACACCAUUUCUAGAUUCAGAUAAAAUUAUUCGGGUUGGGGGUCGAUUAGAAUUUUCUAAUUUUUUACCAGAUAAAAAACAUCCAAUACUUUUACACUCCAGUCAUCCGUUUACUAAGUUAUUUUUUGCUUAUCAACACCUUAAGUUACUUCACGUUGGACCUCAAGCUUUGUUGUCAUCAAUAAGAGACGAAUUUUGGCCAAUUUCGGGACGUAACCUAGCUAGAAGUACUGUUAAACGUUGUAUUAGAUGUUUUAGAGUCAAACCUGAUUUUGUUCAACCAAUUAUGGCUAAUUUACCGCGCGAUCGCACUGUUCCUUCGCCACCCUUUCAUGUAACUGGACUUGACUAUGCUAGUCCGUUUUUGGUGAGAUCAGGAUUUGGAAGGUCUCGAUCUUGCAAGUUAGAGAAGUGUUACAUCUCAGUUUUCGUGUGCUUUACUACAAAGGCAUUGCACCUCGAAUUGGUUUCUAGUUUAACUUCCAGUUCUUUUAUUUUGGCCCUUAGGCGUUUUAUUUCGCGAAGAGGAAAGCCCUCUAAAAUAGUAAGUGACAACGGCACAACCUUUGUGGGAGCACACCGCGAACUUAAGGAUUUUCUAAAAUCGCACCAACAUGAAUUGAAGGGUACCGCUGUGAGUGAAGGAAUAGACUGGCAAUUUAUCUGUCCAUACUCACCGCACAUGGGGGGUUUAUGGGAGAGUGGGGUUAAGAGCGUUAAACAUCAUUUGAAACGUGUCCUUGCAAAUGCUCAUCUUACCUUUGAAGAGUUUUCUACUACAUUGUCACAAAUCGAGGCCAUCUUAAACUCUCGCCCUCUUUGUCCCCUCUCAUCUGAACCUAACGACCUAGUCCCGUUAACCCCUGCUCAUUUCCUCAUCGGAAGACCUUUGACUGCCGCUCCUGACGAGAACCUUGACGACGUUAAGCUAAAUCGACUGUCCAGAUUUCAAUUGGUGCAGAGGAUCUGCCAGCAUUUCUGGCGACGUUGGCAACAGGACUACUUAUCCGAGUUACAACAAAGGCAGAAGUAG